CUUAGUUCGUAGAUUCGCCAGUGCUGUUAUAUCUCGAUAUAAGCUUGUAAAAGAGGUUAUAAUAUAUUAUAGAGCCGAAUAGAGCUGAAUAGUACUUUGCGGCAUAGCGAAUUCUUAAAGUUUAAGAUUUAAAAGUGACAAUGGCAUUUGCAAGAUGUAUUGCAAAAUUUACAAAAAAUUAUUUUCUUCCUGAUAGCAGUAGAAGUAUCUCUAUUACUGCUACAAGAAAUAUCAAAGAAAUUCGAGAGGUAAAAGAAAACAACACCACAAUAAUAGAAGGCAUUGUGAAGCCACAUCCUAAAGAACAUUUGAUGUUGAAAAAUUGUGACAAUGGAGCAUGUCCACUUUGUUCUGCUGGUGUAAAUGUGAAGCACACUGAUGUUUUAAUUCUAAAACAAUUUGUUAGAAGUGAUGGUUGCAUGUUACCAAAAAGAAUUACUGGCCUGUGUAAUAUUCAACAAAAAAGAGUUGGAAUUAUGGUCACAAUGGCUCAUAGAGCAGGUUUGAUGGGCACUUUAAAACCUAAAAAUUGUAGAAUGGAUCCUAAAAAACGUCGUGAUUGGAGAAAAUAUAAUACUUACUAUGAUGAAACAACUAUCAAACAAAGUUAUUAUUAG
Messenger RNA from Trichogramma pretiosum, 617 nucleotides. It is a transcript of the gene mRpS18A, whose product is annotated as 28S ribosomal protein S18a, mitochondrial. Gene Ontology annotation, cellular component: mitochondrial small ribosomal subunit; ribosome. Gene Ontology annotation, molecular function: small ribosomal subunit rRNA binding; structural constituent of ribosome. Gene Ontology annotation, biological process: mitochondrial translation. The record is from RefSeq and is a predicted model, not a curated record. The transcript is spliced from 4 exons. NCBI's taxonomy places the organism in Eukaryota, Metazoa, Arthropoda, Insecta, Hymenoptera, Trichogrammatidae. The coding region runs from base 141 to 617 and encodes 158 amino acids.